AUGGAAGUUAAAAUCCUGCACAGGAACCCAGAGGAAUACAGAAACAACCCGGGGGCCUCGACGUACAAGCAUAGCAGAAACGUCGACCCUAACAUUCACCUCUUCCAAAGAGAAAUAGAAUAUAAGAGGGCCCUAAAUGCAACGAAAAUAGAUAAAAUAUUUGCAAAGCCAUUAGUGAAGUGUUUGGAUGGACACGACGAUUCAGUCCGAGCACUCUGCGUAUCAAAUAAAUCUCUAACAGAUUUGUACAGCGGGAGUUGUAAUGGCUUCAUUAACAUUUGGAAUGUACUGAAUAAAACAUUAAUUAGAAAAGUGAAGGCCCAUGAAGGAUUUGUGAGGGGGCUGUGCGUCAGUCAUGACGAGAAAUUCCUCUUCAGUUGUGGUGACGACAAGUACAUUAAGCAGUGGGUUAUCGAUAAGAGCAGCGGGUUGAGCGAGCUGGGCGGGCAGGAUGAUGCCAACAGCCUAGCCGCUUCUCACCAUGCAGGUGGACAGGGAGCACUUGUGGCAAGCCAAAAUAUGCAAAACCUGAGCCACCUGUCCGACGAAGUGACUCCAAAAAAAAUCUAUGUUUGCAAAAGCGUGCCUAACAGCAUCGACAAACAUUUCUCAGAGCCCCUGAUCAUAUCAGGAAGCCAACACCUAGAUGUAUGGGAUUACUACAGGAACAAUGCAAUAGCAAGUUUCGAUUACAACAGUGAGUAUAUAUAUUACGUGAAGUUCAAUUAUGCACAGAGAAACUUAGUUGGGUUAACCCUGUCGGAUAACUCUAUAGGGUUAGCUGACAUACGAACCAAGACGCCCAUCAAGAAGAUUUUUUUAAAAUACAGAUGCAAUUCUCUAAGUUGGAAUAAUAUGAACCCUAAACAGUUUGUCGUAGCGAAUGAGGACUCUAACCUUUACACCUUUGACAUGAGGCACUUAAAAACUGCUACUCUUGUGCACAAAGGAUUUGUAAAUGCGGUGUUGGAUGUAGAUUACUCUCCCAUUGGAGACAAAUUUGUUGCUUGUUCGUAUGACAAAACAGUUAGAUUAUUCAAUAGCGAUGAAUCAAGCAGCUAUGACGUCUACCACACAAAGAGAAUGCAACAUGUCCUGUGCUGUAAGUUUAGCUUAGACACCAAGUACGUGUACACUGGAAGCUCAGACAUGUGUAUUCGCAUUUGGAAAUCCUGUGCCCAUGAGCCAUCGGGUAUUUUGUCCAACAAGGAAAAACAGGCCAUAAACUACCGAAACAAACUGAAGGAGAAAUAUUCAUCUCUGAAGGAAAUUAGACGCAUCAGGAAUCAUCACCAUGUGCCUGCGCUCAUCAAAAGCAUGUCCGACAAAAAGAAGGUGAUGCUGGAGGCCAAGAAGAGGCGCGAGAAUAACAGAGUCAAGCACUCAAAGGACCCAGAUCAGCUUCCCAUUCCGGAGAAGAAGAAAAUAUUCGUGACAGAGCAGUAG
Messenger RNA from Plasmodium fragile, 1446 nucleotides. RefSeq lists its product as uncharacterized. The transcript has a single exon. Bases 1 to 1446 code for a protein of 481 amino acids. The record is from RefSeq and is a predicted model, not a curated record. Gene Ontology annotation, cellular component: nucleolus; small-subunit processome. Gene Ontology annotation, biological process: maturation of SSU-rRNA from tricistronic rRNA transcript (SSU-rRNA, 5.8S rRNA, LSU-rRNA). Gene Ontology annotation, molecular function: protein binding. Lineage: Eukaryota; Apicomplexa; Aconoidasida; Haemosporida; Plasmodiidae.